GAAGACGCACGGAGAUUAGACCAUCUCUCUGUGCGUUUGGCUGUUGAUGCUUGGAUAAAAGGGAGAUAAUGGACACACUGGAGGUGGAUUUUCUGUUUUAUCGUUCUACGCUUAAAGGACAUUUAUAGAAAACGGACAUGAACUGGUCUGAAAGCAUGUGUGAUCUCCAUGGGGCUGAAUGGGACGCUCGCAUCCGCUCCACUGUGGACUGAUUCUCGUCUUUUUACACCUUCACCAUGAGGCUCGUCUCCGCAAACUUCUUGGCACUGCUGUUCAUGUGCGCCAUCGGGAGCGUGUUUUACGUGUGGAGCGCGUUGGAGAGCCGCUUGGAGCGACACAAGAGGGGAUUCACAAUACCAGGGGGAGCUCUCCCUGCGGACCUCUCCUCGAAAAGUUUCCGUGCGUUGCUGGCUGUCCCGGUGGCACCACAGAAAGCUCACUUGGGAGGUCGCAACGUCACGGAUCACACGUUAGGAAGCAGUCAUUACCAUCUGAAUGGAUACAACAAGAGACGGUCAGCGAGGACAGGGGGUCCGGUCAAGUUAGGAGGCUCCCCUCUGGAGGAUGGGAUAUUCUGGAGCGAACGGUUAGAGGAGCUGCUUCCAGUGGGCUUCACGGAGGAGGACGCGCGGGAGUGGAGGGAGAAAGCCAGAGAAUAUCGCAUUGUGAAGCUAGAGACUGGCUGUGGGAGGAUAUCCAAUCAGCUCGCCACUUUUGAGGACGGUUCUAAAGCUUGUGUGCGUUAUGGCAUCAACGCGGAUCAAGUGCAAGGGGAAACUCUGACGUAUUACCUCGCUUGUCUGUUGGGCAUUACGAACCUGCCUCCUCUGGUGCUGUCCCAGCUUAGUACUGACAGCGAGCAGUGGCAGGCAGUAAGGACGCGCGUGGAGGGGCUACAGUGGAGCGAAAGAGCCGUGGUCUCGCUCACGCAGUGGGUUUCUAACCUGACCGGAGUGGUGACACCUGCCCCGCUGAGGCAGGAGAGCAGCGGGCUUCACCCCAGCCUCAAACAACUGUGGAACCAAAGCGCAGCAGAGCUGCUGGAGCUCAUGCAAUGGUCAGACCUCAUUAUUUUGGACUAUUUGACCGCGAACUUUGACAGGCUGGUGAGUAAUCUGUUCAGCCUGCAGUGGGACUCGCGUAUUAUGGAGCGAGACACCAACAACCUGCUCAGAACGCCUCGCGGAGACUUGGUUUUUAUAGAUAAUGAGGCAGGACUCGUGCAUGGAUACAGAGUGUUAGACAUGUGGGAGAAAUAUCACAAGACUGUGCUGAGUUCUGUGUGCGUCUUCAGGCGGAGGACAGCGCAGCGCGUGGCCGAGCUGCACAGGCGCAGAGACGCCCGGACCAGGCUCGUGGAGCUCUAUCGAGACAGCGAGCCUUUGUACUUUCACUUGGGCUUCCUGUCGGACGAGCACGCCGCGCUGCUCCAGGACAGAAUAGACACGUUGCACAGACACAUAUUGCACUGCAAAGCAAAGUACAGCCAGCUGUGAACAAUGGAAAGCAGGUGUUCCGUCGCCUUUGCGCACGAUACACCUGCGCAAGCUGUCUUCACUGCAACUACCUCAUGUGAAUAGAUGCCUACUUUAUACAUGAUACAGCUGAACACGUGUUUGUAAGCUCUUUUUUGUAUUUUCACUGUAUGCCUCAUAGUACGGAUUCCUUAGACUCUGUGUCUUAUUUCGGUGCAAGGGCAAAAGCUUUUAUCCGUUUGAACCUGCCUUGUACUGGUUAAUCUUAGCCUUAAGUUAUCCCUUGACUAAUGUAUUUCUGUUGCUGGCUUUACAUUUUUGCACUGUUACUUUAUCACAGAUAGUUCAAGCACUCUAUAGUCUGUGUUUAGCCUUAAAGCCACAUUUAGUGUAUAUUUUGUAAUUAAGUUGUAAAUAUUGUCUGCUUUUGUACAUUUGAAGCACCUUUAAUUUAACAUGCAUUGUAACAUUCCUCACCAACUUUUGAUAAAUACAGUAAUUUAAGACAUAAAACUUC
This is a messenger RNA of Boleophthalmus pectinirostris (great blue-spotted mudskipper), 1992 nucleotides long. It is a transcript of the gene fjx1, whose product is annotated as four-jointed box kinase 1. The coding region runs from base 237 to 1496 and encodes 419 amino acids. The transcript has a single exon. Gene Ontology annotation, biological process: cell-cell signaling. The record is from RefSeq and is a predicted model, not a curated record. Lineage: Eukaryota; Metazoa; Chordata; Actinopteri; Gobiiformes; Gobiidae.